AACUUUACCAGAUCCACACACCGCGCCGGUGACUUUACAACACUGCCGCCAGCCGUGCCCCAAUCGUCGAUCAGUGCGGCGGCGAUCAGCAAUCAGCCCGCGCACCGUGCCAUGUGCUAGUCCCCGUGUGCUCAGAGUGUAAACAAGAAGGUGCCCGAUCCUGCAGGUGAAAAAAAGAAGAAAAAAACUGUUUCUUUCAAUCCCCGUUUUACCGACAGGAGUGAAGUGUUCUGGAUAUUUUGAAUUCUUCUCCAACUUUCUGCUCAACUUGCCGGUUCUUUUCAGUAUACCGCUCUCGAGAAAUACUACUGUAUAGUGAAAAAUGGUCAGACGAAGAUUGGAAAUAGAGGAUCCGGGGCGAGCAGAGCGGAGGGCUAAAAGGAUGUGUCGAAUCAAAACAGCAGUUGUCAUAUUUGUCAUACUAAUUUUGCUCUUCGUUUAUCUCGGGGUUGCCUACUUCGAUGCUAUCUCAGCGUGGAUAAAAUCGUCAGAUGGAAGUUCGGAGGAGAUCAUCGCCCCCUCGGCAUCGCUAGAGCAAAACUUCAAAAAAUUCUCCGUCUGCACGGACGCGCCGCCCUGUUCGACAGUUGGCAAGGAUAUCCUGGAGAAGAACGGGUCUGCUGUAGAUGCUGCGAUUGCGUCAAUGUUAUGCAACGGGAUCUACAACGCGCAUAGCACUGGAAUCGGAGGGGGUUUCCAAAUGCUCAUUUACAGCAGAGAAACACGAAAUAUCUCUAUUCUCGACGCAAGAGAGGUUGCUCCUCUUCUCUCUAAUAAAACUAUGUUUGAAAAUCAAACCGGGAAGUCUAGAAGUGGCGCUCUUGCGAGUGGAGUUCCCGGAGAGAUGGCCGGCUAUUGGGAAGCAUGGAGUAGUUUCGGGAAACUGAAAUGGGCCGAAUUGUUUGCUCCGGCUUUGGAAAUGUGUGAAACAGGUUACAAGAUCUCUCAAAGCCAAGUCGACGCCUUCACUUUCAAUGAAACGUCAUUCAGAAGAAAUGUUUUCCUCGUAGAUCAAUUUGUAGAUCCUGAAACGAACAAAUUCAAGCCAGUGGGAACGCUUGUGACUCCCAAUCAAAAGCUGUGCGAAACUCUCAAAAUAGUGGCGGAAGAGACGCCGAAAGUAUUUUACAACGGCCGCUUGGGUCAAGCCUUUGUCGAGGAUGUUCAAAGUAUGGGAGGAAUUAUUACUAUGGAAGACUUGAAUAAAUAUUCUGUAGAAUGGAGAGAUCCUGUCAAAGUCACACUGCACAACAAUGAGACGGUUUUCAGCACUCCGCCACCGGGAAAUGGUUUACUUCUCGUUCAUAUUUUGAAGAUAAUGGACAUGUACAGGCUUUCAGCGGCAGAUUUAAAAAAUAGAGAUGCAAGGAUCAAAACGUUUCACAGGAUAAUAGAAGCUUUUAAGUUCGCUUUUGCGAAACGAACCAAAUUAGGCGAUCCAAAAUUCAUAAACGUGACGCAGCUUCUGACGGAUCUGCAAUCCGAUGAAUACGCUAAUGAGACAUUCCAUCAAAUUCGGGAUGAUAAGACGUUCGAUGAUCCUCAGCAUUAUGGAGCCACGCUUGCGAGCAAAGAUGACGCAGGGACUGCGCACAUCAGUAUUCUUGCACCCAACGGAGAUGCCGUCUCUGUCACGUCAACCGUCAAUCUUUAUUUUGGUGCUCAAGUCACAUCAUCACAGACAGGAAUACUUCUUAACAGUGGAAUGGAUGAUUUUUCCACACCUGGGCUGAUUAACUAUUUCAAAUUACCUCCUGUCCCAACUAACUUUAUUGAACCCGGGAAACGUUCUAUUUCUUCCACUAGUCCCAGUAUUAUUGUCAGUGACAAUGGUGACGUCAGGAUGGUUAUCGGUGCGUCAGGUGGAACCAAAAUUCCGACAGCUUUAGCGCAGGUCAUAAUGAGGCACUUAUGGAUGGAUUUAGGCAUUAAAGCAGCAAUUGAUGCUCCCAGAUUACAUAACCAGUUAAUACCCAUGAAUGUCACCUAUGAAGAGGGUGUUUCAGAGGAAAUUCUCAAGGGAUUGGAAGCGCUUGGCCACGUGAUGGAAAAAAGACCUUAUCGAGAUAGUGUCGUAUGUGCAAUCGUGCGUUUGGGUGACGAUAUUGUUGCAAAUGCUGAUUACAUAAAGAAAGGCAUUGCCGCGGGUGCUUGAAAAAUGAUGCUGAUUUUCUCUCGGACUAGAGAGAAGUGAACUCGAAGAAUGUAGCUAUCACGUUCUUCCCUUUGAGUUGAUUCUCAAAAGUGUUAUGUGUCUCUGCCAGCUGAAUCGAAAAAGACAGGCGAACACGCGACCCUCUGUUUUACAAUUAGCUCGAUUAGAGAAAAGUGUACCAGAAUUGGCGAUUCACGAGUUAAUCAUAACAGUGGCGUGGCGUGAAUUGCGAUAUAUCGAUUGUUCUGCCAUUUAAACCUACGGUAAAGAAUCGAUUAAUAAGGUGUUCGCUGCGAACACUCUGUUUAUCGAUCCUUUUCCAUACAUUUAAAUGGCAUAAAAAUCGAUAUAUCGCAAUUCACGCCACGCCACUGAAUGAUAAACAAGAGGGAAACGAUGAAUAUUUCGUUUGUUGUGCUCUAACAUAGGAGAGCCUCAAUUAACAUAAGAGAGCCUCAAUAUGUUGAUGAUCUACGGAUAAGGAGUGCAGGAGGGGAAACUAUUAUAAAUCAUUCUUCUUUGGAAUGCAUAAGGGAAAAAAGCUCAAUUUUCCAAUAAACCUGACGUGUUACCUAUAAAAUAGGAAAUGAGAAAAAAAAUCUUGAGUGUUUACAGAAGUUACUUAGGAGAUAAUAUAAAAUUACCUUUGUGUGUCAUAUAUUCUGAGAAAGGCUGUGAUUUUUUUCUUUCGUAUAUUUCAAUUUUUAUUUUAUGCUAAUAUUGUAUACUCUAAUGAUAGGUAAAUUGUUUUCUUACUUUUAUACCUCAAAAUCACAUGAUCAAACAUGUAAAAAUUAUCCGUGAUAUGUUGUAAAAUUUCAAAUUCAUAUCAAAGUUCAUUCUUUCAUUUGAUAAAUACAAUUUUGGGCAUAAACAUUUUCCCAUAUGAUGUGGAAAAAAAUAUACUAAAAAUGUAAAGGAGUCUGAUUAGCUGUAUUUAAAACUUAAUACAGGAGACAAAUCAUAUCUCACAUAUCUCUCCUCCCCCUCCCCCAAGAAAUUAUUCGUCAUGGAUUCUCCACCCCAGACUACACUUUUGGAAUACCUAGCUAGGCAUUCCCAAAUAUUUUUUGUAAUGUUUCGUCAAAAUACAUACCUAAUUUGAACAAUUCA
This is a messenger RNA of Bemisia tabaci, 3268 nucleotides long. RefSeq names its product scoloptoxin SSD14. Gene Ontology annotation, molecular function: glutathione gamma-glutamate hydrolase. Lineage: Eukaryota; Metazoa; Arthropoda; Insecta; Hemiptera; Aleyrodidae. Gene Ontology annotation, cellular component: plasma membrane. The record is from RefSeq and is a predicted model, not a curated record. Gene Ontology annotation, biological process: glutathione catabolic process.